Trichoderma aggressivum f. europaeum is the source of this 1515-nucleotide messenger RNA. RefSeq lists its product as uncharacterized. Gene Ontology annotation, biological process: transmembrane transport. The transcript is spliced from 3 exons. NCBI's taxonomy places the organism in Eukaryota, Fungi, Ascomycota, Sordariomycetes, Hypocreales, Hypocreaceae. Gene Ontology annotation, molecular function: transmembrane transporter activity. Bases 1 to 1515 code for a protein of 504 amino acids. The record is from RefSeq and is a predicted model, not a curated record.
AUGGCUGAUGAUGAGAAGCACGUUGCGGAGCCUGCCGCUCCGGAGGUCGCUCCCGUCGACUCCUAUGCGGCUGCCCAGAACGAGUUUCAUGACCGGCCUCCCGGAUGGAUUUACAAGGGCUACAAGGUCUUUGGCAGGGAGAUUUACUAUGCCUCGCCCAGAGUCCAGCUCGUGCUGGUCGCUCUCGUGUGUUUCCUCUGCCCCGGCAUGUACAACUCCUUGACUGGUCUGGGAGGUGGUGGUCAGGUCGACCCCACGGCCCAGGAUCACUCCAGUGUCGCCCUCUACAGCACCUUUGCCGUCGUUGGUUUCUUCUCUGGUACUUUUGCCAACCGUCUUGGUCUCCGUCUCACUCUCGGCUUUGGCGGUCUCGGAUACUGCAUCUACAGCGCCUCUUUCCUCAGCUACAACCACAACAAGAACAUCGGCUUCGUCAUCUUCGCCGGUGCUUUCCUCGGUGUUUGCGCUGGUCUGCUCUGGACCGCCCAGGGUGCCGUCAUGAUGUCCUACCCUCCUGAGGACAAGAAGGGUCGCUACAUUGCCACCUUCUGGAUCAUUUUCAACCUGGGUGCCGUCAUUGGCUCUCUGAUUCCCCUGGCUCAAAACAUCCACAGCCACAGUGGAACUGUCAGCGAUGGCACCUAUGCUGCUUUCAUCGUCCUCAUGUUCCUCGGCUUGGUCCUCUGCUUCUUCCUGCUUGACGCCAACAAGGUCAUUCGUGAGGACGGCACCAAGAUCGUCCUGAUGAAGAACCCCUCGUGGACCAGUGAGUUCAAGGGUCUUUGGGAGACUCUGUACAACGCUCCCUAUGUCCUCCUCCUCUUCCCCAUGUUCUUCGCCUCCAACAUCUUCUACACCUACCAGAACAACGACAUGAACGCCGCCGCCUUCAACAUCCGCACCCGAUCCCUCAACAACCUGCUGUACUGGCUCGCCCAGAUCAUCGGUGCCGUCAUCAACGGCUUUGCCCUGGAUUACACUGGCGUCAGCCGUAGCACCCGUGCCAAGGCCUCCUUUGUCUUCCUCUUCGUCCUCACUUUUGCCAUCUGGGGUGGUGGAUAUGCCUGGCAGAAGAUGCAGCCUCCUCGCUCCGUCGUUUCCCAGCCCGACUACGAAUCCCAAAAGGUUGACUGGGAGGAUGGCGGCAAGCUCUUCAUUGGCCCCAUGUUCCUGUACUUCUUCUACGGCUUCUACGAUGCUAUCUGGCAGACCAACAUUUACUGGUGGAUGGGUUCAUUGUCCAACUCUGGCCGCAAGACUGCCAACAUGGCUGGUUUCUACAAGUCCUUCCAGUCCGUUGGUGCUGCCAUUUUCUGGCGCCUUGACGGACUUGGCAAGCCUUACAUCACCAUGUUCGCCGCCACCUGGGGUGUCCUUGCCGGAUCUCUCCUUCUGGCCGCCCCCGUGGUCUUCUUCAAGAUCCAGGAUCACGUCUCCAUCGAGGAGGAUCUCAAGUUCUCCGACGAGACCAUUGAGGAUGUCGUCGUUGGUGCCAACAAGAAUGUUGAUGUGUAA